ACGACCACAGCUCUUAACCAAAUCACUUCUGAUCUUCUUCCCUCCUCUCCUCUCCUGUAUCUUUCAUCUUCUUCUCCUUGCCAUGGUGAGCACAUGCUUCCUAAUUCCAUGCAUCAUGGAGGCGACGACUCUGCCGUCUCCUCUACCUCUUUUCUAAGCUUGUACUUUGGCAAUGAGGUUGCAAGCAUGCAUUUGAAUGCUAGGAGCUGGUCCUCUCUAGGCACUGUGGUGGUUUUUGUUGUUGUCUUCUUAAUGUAAAAAAAAAAAACAAAAAAAAUAAUAUAGUCUCUCACAAACAAUAAUAUAAAGCUCCUGUCUUCUCUUUAAGCAUUCUGCAUGCUGUUCUUGCAAUCCCAAACUUGGUUCUUCAUCUUCUUUCUCUUGCAGCUUCUAAAUUGAAGAACUUUACUGCUUCUCAGAUUUUUUUUUUCCUUCAUUUAUUUUAGUUUCCCUUUUUUAGCUUCUUAGUUUUUUCUCAUCUUGGGCCUUGAAUGUUUUUUCUUCUUCUUCUUUUUAUAAAAAAAGAAAAAUGAAAUAAUUAUCUGGAUAAGGUUCUCUACAGCCUCAUAACCAGAGCCCAAAGCUGUUGAGAGGAAGAGCAGGAGAAUGGAUGGUUCCGGCCAUGGAGGAGAGAUGCCAAUCCCAAUAACCAGUGCCUAUCUCGAUGGACACGACAGCCCUCUCCUGCACCACCACCGCCACCCCUCCAAUGGCCCUCCUCCUCCUUUCUCAGAGGACCACCACAGCUCCUACAGCACCAAGAAAGCGGCGGCGGCCGUCAAGUACAGGGAGUGCCUGAAGAACCAUGCGGCGUCCAUCGGCGGCAAUGCCACUGAUGGCUGCGGCGAGUUCAUGCCGAGCGGCGAGGAGGGCACCCUCGAGGCCCUGAAGUGCUCCGCGUGCGGAUGCCACCGGAACUUCCACAGGAAGGAGACCGACGGGGAGGAGGAUGCGCAGGAGCCUUCGCCGUUGGAGUACCUGCCCCCUCUCAGCCUAAGAGGAAGCAGCAAGGCCGGGAGCCUCCUCUUCCCGAGGGCCCACCACGCCAUGAUCAUGCCUCUCCAGCAGACCUCGGAGUCCAACGAGAUGAUGGCGGCAUUCAUGAGGCCGCCGCCGCCGCCGCCGCAUCUGGUGGCGAAGAGGAGGUUCAGGACCAAGUUCACCGCGGAGCAGAAAGAGAAGAUGCUGGGGUUCGCGGAGAAGGUGGAGUGGAGGCUGCAAAGGGAGCAGGAAGGACUGGUGCAGCAAUUCUGCCAGGAGAUCGGGGUCAAGAGGAGGGUGUUCAAGGUCUGGAUGCACAACAACAAGCACAACUUCGCCAAGAAGAACAAUCCUGCACCCCCAAUCUCCAGCAGCAGCUUGAAUAUUGACCAUUGACCAUGAUCAUUAAUUACAUGACUUCCUUUAAUUCACAUAUAACAAAUUGUCAUGGUAGAUGUCGAGCUUUGGCACUCGGCGGUGCAAUGUCAUCAACUAUUUUCUCGUCAAUUACUGUUUGUUCUACAUCACAUCAUCCCUGAAAAUUCAUUGGGGUACUGCAUGUCUUCCAUUUGAAGCUAUCUAAUUAAGCUAACCACUGUUAAUUCUAAACAGUAUUAAACAGGAUGUAUUGUAUUCUGGUUUCCAGUAGUAGAAAUAAAGCAGAUGAGAUCUUUGGACAA
Zingiber officinale is the source of this 1661-nucleotide messenger RNA. Its product is annotated as zinc-finger homeodomain protein 3-like. Bases 607 to 1377 code for a protein of 256 amino acids. The transcript is spliced from 2 exons. The record is from RefSeq and is a predicted model, not a curated record. Gene Ontology annotation, molecular function: transcription cis-regulatory region binding; DNA-binding transcription factor activity. Gene Ontology annotation, biological process: regulation of DNA-templated transcription; regulation of developmental process. Gene Ontology annotation, cellular component: nucleus. NCBI's taxonomy places the organism in Eukaryota, Viridiplantae, Streptophyta, Magnoliopsida, Zingiberales, Zingiberaceae.